Molecule: messenger RNA, 471 nt
Organism: Tetranychus urticae (two-spotted spider mite)
Lineage: Eukaryota; Metazoa; Arthropoda; Arachnida; Trombidiformes; Tetranychidae
Source: RefSeq, a predicted model, not a curated record
AUGAAAACUUUGAUUAUUUUAGUUGUUCUUUUCUGUGUUGUUGCAACUCUUGCAGCUCCAGACAUCAAAAGAUACAAGCGACGAUCCUCCUCAUCAUCAUCAAGAUCAAGACCUUCGUCAAAGUCGCCAAGUAAGACUCAUACAACUCACCACGAAUCAACCCACCAUGAAUCAACUCACCACGGAUCAAGUACAACUCACCAUGAACCGAGUAAGACUCACACAGCUCACCAUGAAUCAAGUACAGAUCUUCGCGAAUCGAGUAAAGACCGCCAUGAGUCAACUCACGAGGAAUCAAGUCCAUCUCAAUAUAAAUCCAGCUCUAAACCUAAACCUAGUCCACAGCCUUUUAAGCCCAAACCUAUUGGGCCACUACACAAGUCAACAACAUCAACAACAACCCGUAGACCUUCCAGUGUAGUGCAACCUGCUGUCGAAACAACAACACGUCGAUUUGUCGCAACAGGAUGA